GUCGAUGAGUUGACUCAUCAACUGAAUGACGAGUUGUCUGUCGCGAGGGAGAAGGGGCGGUUAGAAGAGCGGGAUGCCAUCAGAUCAGAGAUGGAUAAGGAGUUUGAGGAGAAGAGGCGGAGCUUCAUUGAUCAACUGGACGUACACUGUCCGAUUGGAUGCUGAUGCGGAUAAGGUCGAGAUAACGAGGAAGUUGGAAGAUUUGGAGAAGAAGAGCGAGGCUGAAGAGAAGGUUGAUAUCGCAAAGGAGGCGAUAGUGGUGUACAAACAAUCAAAUACUUUUGUGAGGCAUAUGUCUGAUUUUAUGCGUCGCACCAUCAUGGUGGUUUGGAAGAAGGUACCCCCGGACAACGCUAGAUGUCGUUGGAACACCCGCGAUAUGAUAAGGCGCGUUCAACGUUUCUUUUCUGACAAGCGCCCGCUUACUGAGGACUCUGACAGCAAAUCUGAAGAGGAGGGUGCUGCUGGGGGCAACAGUGGUGUUGCUGCGGAAGUUGUUAUUGUUUGAAUUUUCCAGUGUUGUUUGUUAAGACAGUUGAUUUUGCCAACUCCUUGUGCGAUUUUCCUAAUAGCUCUUUUGGAUUUAGUGACAAAGUUUCCCUUCUAUAUUCUAUUGUAUCUCGCAAACUCCUUGUGCGGUUCUUAGGAUGAUCCGUGGUAUUUAAUAAAGAUGCACAAUCACACUCGUAAUAAGACCCGACAGACAUAGUCUGCAAUAUAGAUAAAGAGUCGCA
Linum trigynum is the source of this 734-nucleotide messenger RNA. The record is from the annotation of a GenBank genome assembly. Lineage: Eukaryota; Viridiplantae; Streptophyta; Magnoliopsida; Malpighiales; Linaceae.